CACUGUAACGAGUCAUUCUGUAUCCGGGUGACAACAACUAUCGUUGACAUCCUAAGCAGCGCUUAUACCUAUCACCCAGCUUUUCCAGACUGACACAUAAAUAGCAGUUCUAAAUAGGUGUCUGGUGUUAUAUCACCUGUCCCAUCAUAGAAUAGCUUUGGUAUUCAGGAGUCUGGAGAAGCUGGAUGACAGUCUGUGAUGGUGGGCAUGUUGAAGGUGGUGUGAAUUGUACUAGCCAUGUAUGCUGCAGCACAGCUUGCAGUGAGAAGUAUAACCCACAGCGUCUUCAGAUCACCAUAGUGACUAGGACAUUAUAGCACGUCACAGCAACCUGAUCCCUGGUGACUGCCAAUCAUGUGAAAUGGUGCCUGACCAGCCCUGCCUGUCUGUCUUCUUCCUCCGGUAUGAUUGGGCCAUGGGGAUGCCCCUCAGGUAACAGGUUACUAGCUGAAUGCAGGUAGUGGAGAGAAAGAUACACAAGUAUUGGGAGCCGCCAGUCUACUGUGUAACAGCAUCCAUCAAAAACGUUGUCCCAUGAAGGAUUUGCAAGGAUUCAAGUGUAUACAGGCCCCAUACUCUCAUACUUAUUAACCACUGUGCGGCUCUAGAGAUCCCGUACAGGCAAUAGCAGAUCAGAUGAUCACACCCACACCCUGCUCAGGUUGGUCCGCAGGACAAAGUUCUCAUGUAAUAUAAUAAGCACACAACUCUUGUCUGCACCUACCUCCUGAGUUCCAGCUGGAGGAUAGGUCUUCCUUGACAGCCCAGUGCAUUUAAAUGUACUGUUACAUUCUUUCUCUUCCACGUCAGUCAUCCAUCAAGGUCCCAAGAAUAACCUCUUGAGAUCUCCACCGGACUGUCAUAAGACAUGGCUAACAAUACAAUCACCAUAUCAAGAGAGGAACUUGAAGAUCUCAAGGAAGCUUUUGAUAAAGUUGAUGCUGACAACAGUGGAUAUGUCAAUGACUAUGAACUUCAAGAUUUGUUCAAAGAAGCCAACCUGCCACUGCCUGGCUACCGGGUGCGAGAAAUUGUAGAGAAGAUAUUUAAAGCAGCUGACUGUAAUAAAGACGGAAAAAUUGAUUUUGAAGAGUUUGUGUUGUUAUUCCAAGACCUGAAAAGUAAAGAUGUGUGCCGAACCUUCCGAAAAUCAAUCAAUAAAAGAAUGGGCAUAACAGCAAUAGGAGGGACCUCUGCUAUAUCCAACCAGGGAACACAGCAUUCCUAUUCAGAUGAGGAAAAAGUGGCUUUUGCUAACUGGAUAAACAAAGCUUUAAAAGAGGACCCUGAUGUUAAGCACCUUCUGCCUAUGGACCCUUCCAACAACAGCCUCUUCACAUCACUGAGGGAUGGCAUUCUGCUAUGCAAAAUGGUAAAUUUGUCCCAGCCGGAUACAAUUGAUGAAAGAGCUAUUAACACGACAAAGCUAACCCCAUUUACCAUUUCAGAAAACAUUAACUUAGCUCUGAAUUCAGCCUCCGCCAUUGGUUGUACAGUGGUGAACAUUGGUGCUAACGAUUUAAAAGAAGGAAAGCCUCAUUUGGUCCUGGGCCUGUUAUGGCAGAUUAUUAAAGCUGGAUUGUUUGCUGACAUUGAGAUCUCCAAAAAUGAAGCAUUGAUUGCAUUAUUGAAAGAUGGAGAGACACUGGAAGACUUAAUGAAACUAUCUCCUGAAGAGCUCCUACUACGCUGGGUGAAUUACCACCUGACUAAUGCUCAGUGGCCAAACAUAACCAACUUCAGCCGAGAUAUUAAGGAUUCUAAAGCUUAUUUCCACUUGUUGCGGGAAAUUUCCCCCAAGGAUGGUAUUAAUGAUGCAUUCAUAGACUUCUCCGGUUUUAAUGAGCCCAAUGAUCUGAAAAGGGCUAACUACAUGCUGAACCAAGCAGACAAACUGGGCUGCAGACAAUUUGUGACACCGUCUGAUGUUGUUUCUGGAAACCCUAAACUGAACUUGGCUUUUGUAGCAAAUCUGUUUAAUAUGUAUCCAGCUCUGAGCAAAGCCAAUGGCUACGAUUUCCUGAACCAAAUAGAAGGGGAAACCAAUGAGGAGAGGACAUUUCGCAACUGGAUUAAUUCACUUGGUGUGAACCCCUAUGUAAACCAUUUAUACAGUGACUUAACAGACUCUCUGGUGAUCUUUCAGCUGUAUGACCGAACACGAGUGCCAGUUGACUGGGGUCGUGUUAAUAAACCUCCGUUUGCUGCAUUAGGUGGACAUAUGAGAAAGAUAGAGAAUUGUAAUUAUGCCAUAGAGCUGGGAAAGAACAAGGCAAGAUUCUCAUUAGUUGGUAUUUGCGGGCAUGACCUGCAUGAAGGGAACCACACACUCACCCUGGCCCUAGUCUGGCAACUAAUGAGGAGGUAUACAUUAAAUGUCCUAUCAGAUCUCGGAGAGGGUGCGAAGAUUGAUGACAGAACUAUUAUUAAUUGGGUGAAUGAAACACUGAGUAAUGCCGGAAAGACCACAUUCAUCAGCAGCUUUAAGGAUAAGUCCAUUAGCACUAGCCUGCCUGUACUCGACUUAAUUGAUGCCAUUGCUCCUAAAGCUGUGAAUCCAGAUAUGGUCAAAAGAGAAAAUCUUUCAGAUGAAGACAAAAUGAAAAAUGCUAAGUACGCUAUUUCCGUUGCCAGGAAGAUUGGAGCCCGAAUAUAUGCCCUGCCUGAUGACUUAUUAGAAGUUAAACCAAAGAUGGUGAUGACAGUGUUUGCUUGUCUCAUGGGAAGAGGACUAAACAAGUUAAAAUAAUACAGAUGUAUUUGUCCCCCACUGUUUUAUUGCCAUUUCAAGUAUGUAGAGUGCCUCCAGGGAACAGAACUGUGCUGCCCAUCAGUUAUAAACUAUGAUACAUGUUAAAUGUACACAAUGACAGAAAUGAAAUACACUGCUCAAAAAAAUAAUGGGAACACUUAAACAAUGUAACUCCAAAUCAAUCACACUUCUGUGAAAUCACACCGUCCACUCAGGAAGAAACGCUGAUUGACAAUCAAUUUCACAUUUUUGUGUGCAAAUGGAACAGACAACAGGUGGAAAUUAUAGGCAAUUAGCAAGACACCCCCAAUAAAGGUGUGGUUCUGCAAGUGGUGGCUCAUGUUUUGGUCACUUUUGAAUGCUGGCGGUGCUUUCACUCUAGUGGUAGCAUGAGACAGAGUCCACAGCCCACACAAGUGGCUCAGGUAGUGCAGCUCAUCCAGGAUGGCACAUCAAUGCAAGCUGUGGCAAGAAGGUUUGCUGUGUCUGUCAGCGUAGUGUCCAGAGCAUGGAGGGGCUACUGGGAGACAGGCCAGUACAUCAGGAGACGUGGAGGAGGCAGUAGGAGGGCAACAACCCAGCAGCAGGACCGCUACCUCUGCCUUUGUGCAAGAAGAAGUACUGCCAGAGCCCUGUAAAAUUACCUCCAGCAGGCCACAAAUGUGCAUGUGUCCACUCAAAUGGUCAGAAACAGAUUCCAUGAGGGUGGUAUGAGAACCCGAUGUCCACAGGUGAGGGUUGUGCUUACAGCUUAACACCUUGCAGGAUAUUUGGCAUUUGCCAGAGAACACCAAGAUUGGCAAAUUCGUCACUGGCGCCCUGUGCUCUUCACAGAUGAAAGCAGGUUCACACAGAGCACAUGUGACAAACGUGACAGAGUCUCGGAACGCUGUGGAGAAUGUUCUGCUGCCUGAAACAUCCUUCAGCAUGACCGGUUGGCGGUGGGUCAGUAAUGGUGUGGGGUGGCAUUUCUUUGUGGAGCCGCACAGCCCUUCAUGUGCUUGCCAAAGGUAGCGUGACUGCCAUUAGGUACAGAGAUGAAAUCAUCAGACCCCUUGUGAGACCAUAUGCUGGUGCGGUUGGGCCUGGGUUCCUUCUAAUGCAAGACACUUCUAGACCUCAUGUGGCUGGAGUGUGUCAGCAGUUCCUUCAAGAGGAAGGCAUUGAUGCCAUGGACUGGCCCACCCGUUCCCCAGACCGGAAUCCGAUUGAGCACAUCUGGGACAUCAUGUCUUGCUCCAUCCACCAACGCCACAUUGCCACGUUGCUUUAGUCCAGGUCUGGGAGGACAUCCCUCAGGAGACCAUCCACCACCUCAUCAGGAGUAUCCCCAGGCAUUGUAGGGAGGUCAUACGGGCACGUGGAGGCCACACACACACUACUGAGCCUCAUUUUGACUUGUUUUAAGGACAUUACAUCAAAGUUGGAUCAGCCUGUAGUGUGGUUUUCCACUUUGAUUUUGAGUGUGACUCCAUAUCCAGACCUCCAUGGGUUGAUAAAUUUGAUUUCCAUUGAUAAUUUUUGUGUGAUUUUGUUGUCAGCACAUUCAACUAUGUAAAGACGAAAGUAUUUCAUACGAUUAGUUCAUUCAUUCAGAUCUAGGAUGUGUUAUCUUAGUGUUCCCUUUAUUUUUUGAGCAGUGUACAAUGUUCAUUCUUCUGAUAACAUAUGUAAUAAUAUUAAAUAAUUUAUGUUCAUUGUUUAAUGAUUAAUUAUAAUUCCAGUUCCCUACUAUAGACCGACGUGGUUGAACUUGUCACCAGUUUUCUUUGUAGGAUAGAUAUCCAUAUGGCUGGCCUGCUGGUCUUAUUCCUUACCAGAUCAUUUGUACAAUCCUGGCAUCAGACCCCAACCAAUCACAUAUUCAUGGCCUAUCCCAAGGAUAAGCCAUCCAUGUAUAUUUUUGGAAAACCCCUUAAAGAUGUCUGUGCAAAUAAUAGAAUGUGAGAAAGAAAAACUUUGGUCAGUGAAUUUGAGAUGAGUAGAUGAAUGCAAGUGUAAUAGAGUUUUAAUGCACAACAUAUGCUUCACCUUUCAGUUUUCCCCACUGCAACAAGAAGCAAUAAUAAAUGUGACAUAUUGUCCAUCAA
Molecule: messenger RNA, 4842 nt
Organism: Hyla sarda
Lineage: Eukaryota; Metazoa; Chordata; Amphibia; Anura; Hylidae
Gene: PLS1
Product: plastin 1
Exons: 19
Coding region: 869-2749 (626 amino acids)
Biological process (GO): actin filament bundle assembly; actin filament network formation
Cellular component (GO): actin filament bundle; cytoplasm; actin filament
Molecular function (GO): actin filament binding; calcium ion binding
Source: RefSeq, a predicted model, not a curated record